UGCUCAGAUUUUAAUGUUAUCAGGAAUCGGCCCAAAAAAUAAUUUGGAAGCAAAUAAUAUCAAAGUUUGUAAAGAAUUACCGGUUGGACGCAAUCUACAGGAUCAUCCGUAUUGUCUCUUUGCUGGCAAAAUUUCUGUUCAAAAUAAUUCAACAGACGUUUUUACAUCUCAUGCUUGGUGUUGUGGCCAUAAACUUGGAAUUUUGUUUAAAGGUAAUUCUGAAGGAAAAAUACCCAAUCAAAAAGAUUUUCUUGACGAACGUCCUGAAAUUCAAACCUACAUAUGCACUCAGGAUGGGUUAAAUACUAUCCUAGUGCAAAAAUUAGAAUUUAUUGCGCUAUCCUCAGUUUUAAAUUUUCCUUCAAGCGUCGGUUACUUGGAAUUAUCUAGUUUUAAUCCAUUUGUGCAACCAAAAAUCUUUCUCAAUUAUUAUGAAAAACCUGAUGAUAUGUAUAGAAUGAUUAGUUCUUGUAAAUUUUUACGUGAAAUAAUUAAACAACCUCCGUUAAGUACAGUAUGGGGCAUGAAAGAAUUUGGAUUUUAUGAUAAAUUUGGAAAAUGGUGUAGUAUGAAAGAAGAAAUGAGUGAUGAAGAUUGGGAACAAUAUAUCCGUGAACAGACAAAUACAUCGUUUCAUACAUGCGGUACUGUUAAAAUGGCACCUGAAUCACAAGGAGGAUGUGUUAAUCAUCGACUUGAAGUUUAUGGAACCAAAAAUCUUCGAGUUGUCGAUGCUUCAAUUUUUCCAAUUAUUCCGAAUGGUAAUACUAAUGCUCCUACCGCCAUGGUUGCAUGGAGAGCAAGCAGGAUAAUUGAAGAAGAUUACAGAAAUAAAAUUUAA
Funneliformis caledonium is the source of this 841-nucleotide messenger RNA. Lineage: Eukaryota; Fungi; Glomeromycota; Glomeromycetes; Glomerales; Glomeraceae. The record is from the annotation of a GenBank genome assembly.